Mus musculus (house mouse) is the source of this 1666-nucleotide messenger RNA. RefSeq names its product interferon induced transmembrane protein 2 (gene Ifitm2). The coding region runs from base 1084 to 1518 and encodes 144 amino acids. The record is from RefSeq and is a predicted model, not a curated record. The transcript has 3 exons. NCBI's taxonomy places the organism in Eukaryota, Metazoa, Chordata, Mammalia, Rodentia, Muridae. Gene Ontology annotation, cellular component: lysosomal membrane; membrane; plasma membrane.
AGAUGCUUGCGGCUGACUAUAAAUCCUAAUCUAAGGACAUUGGGUUUCCUGAGGAGUGUAUUGUGGCUGUGGGUGUGUGGAGUUGGAAGACAAGCUGUCAUGUAGCCCAGGCUGGACCUUGAACUGAUUCUCCUGCUGACCUUUCCCAAGUGCUGGGAUUACAGACAUGUGACCUGCUCCAGCUUUUGAGGCUCUGAUCGAUGGUGAUGGUUGUACAAGUAGAGGCGAACAAGGGCUCUGUAGUUAGACUCACUGAUCUCCUCCUUGCUCCAUUCUGCCCUGUGGGAUGAAAUUUGGGUGCUGGGGGUGGGGGUGUGAGGUUACUGAAUGGGUUCAAGUGUCAAACGAUUUGUGUCCUUCACCACCAGGGAACUUCCCUUGUUUCUAGGACGCUCAGUUCCCUCACUGCUUCUGCCGGGAAAGACUCGGAGUUCCCUGUGUAGCCGUACUCCUACAGGCUUCAUUUUAGCAAUGGCUGUUUCGCAACUGGUAGGAAAACAUCUGCCUUCCAUAAGCUCCCCGGCUGCAGCCAAGUGACUGGAAUUUUCCUUCCCUAGCUAGCCAGGAGCAUCCAGGCCCUGUGCUGGAAGGCUCCUCCUUCCCCAACUGACAGCCAAAGAAACAUUGAGUUGCAGAUCUCCCCAGCCCCCACCUGCAACAGAUUAGUUUAGGGGUGUGUGUGCUUGGGGUUUUUUAGAGGAGGCCCUCACUGUGAGGCCAGGUUUAGGGAUGUACCAGGGGUGUGAGAGCAGGGGGCUGGGGAGACUAGAUCUGGGGAGAAGUUCUAGUAUGCCUACUGUAAGCAGGAGGUGGAGACCUUCAGACAAGUUUUAGCCCUGGGACAAGUCUAGAUCCCUGGAAGUUUAUACAGAGGUACCUCAACAGUCAACUAGUCCUGAAGUAAUUUGAUACUCAAGGCCUAAGUACCGCCCACUUCAGUAUCCAGCCAAUUCCCCACAGUAAGGCCCUCUGGAGACUAACCCACCAACAGGAAAAGGAAAUUGCUAGAGAAAGGGCGGGUCUACAGAACCAGGAUAGCAGCAGCCAUCCUCCAGACGGGGCGAUUGUUCCAGAGUCAGUACCAUGAGCCACAAUUCUCAAGCCUUCUUGUCCACCAAUGCCGGGCUUCCUCCAAGCUAUGAGACAAUCAAAGAGGAGUACGGGGUGACUGAGCUGGGGGAACCCAGCAACUCAGCUGUUGUGAGGACCACCGUGAUCAACAUGCCCAGAGAGGUGUCGGUGCCUGACCAUGUGGUCUGGUCCCUGUUCAAUACACUCUUCUUCAACGCCUGCUGCCUGGGCUUCGUUGCCUAUGCCUACUCUGUGAAGUCUAGGGACAGGAAGAUGGUGGGCGAUGUGGUUGGAGCCCAGGCCUACGCCUCCACUGCCAAGUGCCUGAAUAUCAGCUCCCUGAUCUUCAGCAUCCUUAUGGUCAUUAUCUGCAUCAUUAUUUUCUCUACCACCUCUGUGGUAGUCUUUCAGUCUUUUGCACAAAGAACACCCCAUUCUGGAUUCUAGCUGCCCUGUGCUCCACGGUCCACAUCUGCCCCGCCCCUGCCCCGCCCCCAGGCUCAAGCCUCGACCCUUUACCCUACGCGUAUGCAAAUGUUACCUUCACCUAUCUGUCCACAGUGGAUUCAAUAAAGUGCACGGGGUGGCAACUCUG